AUGCCGAUGCUGAAAGACCCCUCGAAAAAAUAUAAGCAGUUUAAGCCACUGGAUCUGCCGAAUCGCCAAUGGCCUAACAAGAUCAUUGACAAGGCUCCGCGAUGGCUGGCCACUGAUCUGCGCGAUGGCAACCAAUCUCUGCCGGAUCCUAUGGAUGUCGAGCAAAAAUACCGCUUCUUCAAGAUGCUGGUGGAUAUUGGGUAUAAGGAAAUCGAAGUGUCGUUCCCGUCCGCAUCUCAAAUCGACUUCGACUUCACGCGCCGCCUGGUCGAAGAGCCCGGUCUCACACCCGAUGAUGUCGCGCUGCAAGUUCUCUCGCCAUGCCGCGAAGACCUGAUCAAACGGACAGUGGAAUCUCUGAGGGGCGCUAAAAAGGCCAUCCUGCAUAUCUACCUCGCGACCAGCCCUUGUUUCCGACGGAUCGUCUUCAACAUGGACCGGCAAAAGAGUCUGGAGAUGGCUGUGCGCUGUACCAAGUACGCGCGCUCUAUCACCAAGGAUGACCCGUCUAUGGCUAGCACCGAGUGGCAGUUCGAGUUCUCACCCGAGACCUUCUCGGACACUGAGCCCGAGUUUGCCGUAGAGGUCUGCCGGGCCGUCAAGGAGGCCUGGGAGCCUACCGUCGAGAACCCGCUCAUUUUCAACCUGCCCGCAACAGUAGAGAUGGCCACUCCCAAUAUCUUUGCCGAUCAGAUCGAAUAUUUCUGCACGAACAUGCCCGAGCGCGAGAAGUUCGUGGUGUCGGUACACCCGCACAACGACCGAGGCUGUGCCGUCGCGGCUGCUGAACUGGCGCAGAUGGCCGGUGCCCAGCGUGUUGAGGGCACGCUGUUCGGUAACGGCGAGCGCACUGGCAACGUCGACCUGGUCACCCUGGCGCUGAACCUGUAUACACAAGGUGUGUCUCCCAAGGUCGACUUCUCGGAUAUCAACGCAGUCAUCAAGGUCGUCGAGGAGAGCAACAAGAUCCCUGUCAACGAGCGAUGGCCAUAUGGUGGACAGCUGGUCGUCUGCGCAUUCAGCGGGAGCCAUCAGGACGCGAUUAAGAAGGGCUUCAAGCUGCGCGAAGACGGGGCCGCCACCGACGACGACGAAUGGGCCAUCCCAUACCUGCCGCUGGACCCGCAGGACAUCGGCCGGACGUACGAGGCUGUCAUCCGUGUUAACUCGCAGAGCGGCAAGGGCGGCACUGCCUGGGUCAUCCUGCGCAGCCUGGAGCUGGAUCUCCCGCGCGCGCUGCAGGUCGAGUUCAGCAAGGUGGUGCAGAAGCAAACCGAGGCUGUCAGCCGGGAACUGCGGCCGUCGGAGAUUGUCCACCUCUUCGAGGAGUCGUAUCACCUCAAGUCCAAUCCGCGCUUCAACCUGGUCGAUUACAACAUCACCACCGAUCGCUCCCAGUCGCCCGCCCCGCCCGAGCCGGGCAAGGCUGUCAACACCAAGAACCUCAAGCGUCGCUUCACCGGUAUCGUGGAGAUCGACAAUGUCCAGCAUGCCAUCACGGGUGUCGGCCCCGGUGCCAUCUCCUCGCUGGCCUCCGCUCUGUCUACUCUGGGUAUUGACUUGGAUGUACUCGACUACAAGGAGCACUCGAUUGGCGGUAACCGCGAAGUCAACAAGCCCGCAACCGGUCUGGGUCGUGAAGUCAAGGCCGCCACAUACAUCCAGUGCACGGCGGCCGGUAGCAAGGAACAGCUGUGGGGUGUUGGCAUCCACCAGGACGUGGUCCAGGCUAGUUUGAUUGCCCUGCUGAGCGCUGCCAGCUCGUUCCUGACCUCCCGUGCCGGCUCGCCCGCCCCCUUCCGUCCCAUCCGCUCCAAUAUCCUUACCACCGAUGAUCUGCAGGCCCUCGAGGAGCUGACCGGAUCAAACGAGGCGGUCACUGCCAACGGUGAUCUGAGCGCCAAGGUCAACAUCGAGCAGUUGACAAAACAAGCCGAAGCCCAGUAG
Molecule: messenger RNA, 1947 nt
Organism: Penicillium alfredii
Lineage: Eukaryota; Fungi; Ascomycota; Eurotiomycetes; Eurotiales; Aspergillaceae
Product: 2-isopropylmalate synthase
Exons: 4
Coding region: 1-1947 (648 amino acids)
Biological process (GO): L-leucine biosynthetic process
Cellular component (GO): mitochondrion
Molecular function (GO): 2-isopropylmalate synthase activity
Source: RefSeq, a predicted model, not a curated record